Homalodisca vitripennis (glassy-winged sharpshooter) is the source of this 4688-nucleotide messenger RNA. It is a transcript of the gene gem, whose product is annotated as transcription factor CP2-like protein 1. Lineage: Eukaryota; Metazoa; Arthropoda; Insecta; Hemiptera; Cicadellidae. The transcript is spliced from 15 exons. Gene Ontology annotation, molecular function: DNA-binding transcription activator activity, RNA polymerase II-specific; RNA polymerase II cis-regulatory region sequence-specific DNA binding. The record is from RefSeq and is a predicted model, not a curated record. The coding region runs from base 686 to 2689 and encodes 667 amino acids. Gene Ontology annotation, cellular component: nucleus. Gene Ontology annotation, biological process: regulation of transcription by RNA polymerase II.
GUUUUGUGAGUGGUGGCUGUGGUACUGCUCUGGUACUUGUUGGUGUGUUUCAUAUCGAGUGUCCUCAAGACCUGGCUACAAUGUUUGCCUGCAGGAGUGCGGUUACAUAACAAGGUGUCAGUGUGCACUUCAUUUUUCUUUUGCAACUGGAAGCAGCUCAACCGUGUGCUGAAUGAUCCUAGGUUUGAAGCCCUCAAAAGCGUCUCCUCACGCUGUGUCUUUAGUGGAACGCCACUUUUGGAUUCCAAAAAGAGAGAAGAAGAGGCUCCAACCACAAGGCAACUUCUGGUUGAUCACCAUCGCCGAGCUCAGCAAACGUUAAUCAUUAAUAGUGUAGUGAAAGUGCCUCAAAUGUGAUACGAAUGAUGGAGUAAUAUUUGUACAAGGGGACAUGCACGAAGGUUUGAACGUUUCUAAGAGUAUUGGUUACCGGUUAAUGACAGUAGUAAAUCUUUCUCACCAGUAUUACGACAUGGCGUUCCUACAGAUUCCUCAUUCUGCAUUACCGGAGAAGAACAGUAAAGAUCCCCCAUCGGUCAGAUUUAUAUCUUUCCAUUAGGUUAGCGCUAGUUUAGUUCUUCCUUUCUUCUUUUUAGUUUCUUUAACUCAUCGUCAUUGUUUGUUGUGAACUCGUGUUGACAUAAUAUUUGCUGUUCCCUCCCUCGGACUGUCUUUGGAGGCUUUGAUGGAAUACCUACUGAUGACCGACGAGAUGAUGGAUCCCACCUCGUUCCUUGAUGAAGAGUCGUCUGGUGUCUGCGAGAGCUUGUCUUGGGGCCAAUGGCAGACCACAGGGGACCAGACGACAGGAAAGAAACGUAAGCAGAUGGACGAGGCGGAGAGCCAUCACCUUCCGGCAGGACUAGCCAAGUCAGUGAAUAUCGCUCAGGACAAGACCAGUCAGCCCACUAAACUACAACGGCAUGAACAAUGUGGAGAGAGCAGGCUAGGCAAUGGCUGGCAACAGGUGGACGAGAUUAGUGACCCACUGGUGGUGGACUUGGACUCUACAUGUGGACUCUCUGGCUUGGCAGUCGACAGCUCCUACCUAAGUGACGCACUGCUCUCCUUGCCGUCCCUCACCGUGUUCAAACAGGAGCUGCCUUCCCCCUCCACCCACCAAGACAGAGGAGGGUCCAGCUCUUCUCCUGAGAGUGGCAACAGUCCCCUGGGCCAUGACGGCAGCAGCAGCCCCCUCCACCACCCCCACCCACACCAUCUCCUCAGAUCAGCUGCCAGCUCCAGUUCCAGUGAUGGAGAUGAAAAACAUGAAAACUCUUCCCAUUUGAAAUCUUACAGAAGUGGUAACAAGUUGUUGGUUGCCUCUGUGCCAGCCACAUCUACAGGCUCUCCUCCCCUGGAUAUCACUGAGGACUGUAGAUUUCAGUAUGUUUUGGCUGCUGCUACAUCAAUCGCCACCAAGGUUAAUGAAGAGACACUCACAUAUCUCAAUCAGGGUCAGUCUUACGAGAUCAAGCUCAAGAAACUCGGUGAUCUCACAGAGUACCGUGGCAAGAUACUGAAGAGCGUUGUGAGGCUGUGUUUCCAUGAGCGCCGGUUACAAUUCAUGGAACAAGAGCAGAUCGCAGCAUGGCGAGCGUCACGACCUGGUGACCGUAUCGUGGAGGUGGACUUGCCACUGUCCUACGGCAUGUUUGAUGUCAUCCAGGACCCGGCCCUACUCAACACUGUGGAGUUCCUCUGGGAUCCCACCAAGGAAGUUGGCGUCUACAUCAAGGUGAAUUGUAUAAGCACAGAGUUCACACCCAAGAAGCACGGCGGGGAGAAAGGAGUACCAUUCCGCAUCCAGGUGGAGACUUACAUCCAGGGGGACAAGAUGUGUCGUCAUCUGCACACCGCCUCUUGUCAAAUCAAAGUCUUCAAGCUGAAGGGGGCAGAUCGCAAACACAAGCAAGACCGAGACAAGAUACUGAAGCGACCGGACAGUGAGAGGGACAAGUACCAACCCUCAUAUGAGUGCACAGUUCUUAGUGAUGUGCCUGUGACCAGUGAAUGUGUGUUCACCUCCCCUAUGGUGCGCUCACCUCCACUGCAGAUGUCUCCUGGCCCUAAAGGGGCUCUCCAGAAUGGCAGUGGCAAGCCGACAAGAGAUGACCAACUGCAGGUUCAUAACAUGACCAAGACCUCUCUGACACCGCAAGUGACUCUCCCUGACAGACCCAAUAGCUCCGAUAACUCUCUGGUCACACAGGGAGCUCUAAUUGGAAGUGCUACACCUCAGCAAACAAUGACUUGGCUCCAGGCAAACCGCUUUGCCGCCUACUUGCACACCUUUGCUAGCUUCUCUGGGGCCGAUUUGAUGCGUCUCUCUCGUGACGACCUCAUCCAGAUCUGCGGCCUAGCUGAUGGCAUCCGCCUCUUCAACUCUCUUCAUCCUCGGGCCAAGACCCUGUACUUGUGCGUACAGAACUCUCCGGUGGUGUAUCAGGCAGUGUACCUAGCCUCACUGUCCAGCCGCGAGAUGUGUGUCAAGGUGGCAGCCCUGCUGGGCUUCUCACACAAUCAGCUGACUCACAUAUACAUGCAGGGUCCCAACGGCAUCCAUGUCGUCAUCACAGAUGAGCUUGUCCGCAACAUCAAAGAUGAAGCCACUUUCAUUACAGAACUUAUCUCAGAUGAGUCAGGUGAGGGGUUGUGCCUUGUUCUGAAGCAGCCUCCUCCACAUUAAAUACAACAGCCUACACUUCUAUUGCAUGCUAAUUAUCUUUAAAUAUUAUUAUGUGUAACCAUAUAAUAUAAUCAUUAUCUUAUUUACUUCCUUUGUCUGCACAGACUUCCAAUUCAUGAGGAUUUUGUUGUAAAAAACACUUGCCUGUAAAUUUUCUUGCCUACCUAACAUAAUUAUUAGGUUAUUACAGACUUUAAAUACGGAUCAAUUUGUGUUAGAUAUUUUAUAUACUGUAUGUGUAGUAGGAAACCAAGAUUCGUUGAACCACCGCUAUUGCCCUUCUAGGUUGAAAACAACAUUAAACCAAAUCUAUUUAUGCCCCUAAUUUUUAAUUGCAGAAUUAUAGGAGAUAUAUUAUUAUAAAGAUAAGACCAAUACAUACAAACACUUUUGAAUUGUUACUCUACAGUUUGUAUUUAUUACGCGUAAAAUAUUGAACUAAUAAAGUCACAACAUUUACAUUAUUUUGUAUGAAGGAAUAAGAUUAAUGAAAAACUUAGGAAAGUACUUUGGUGCAUAUUAAUACCUGUACAUCUUUAAAGUGAGUAAUCUACCAAAAUUCAACGACUAAAUACAAGGGUGUAAAAUAUUUGAGGUUUAAUAUUUGAUCUUAUAGGGCUAAAAUCAAAAUGGCCACCAAUAUAGCCAACUUAUAUAUAAUUGGUACCAAGAGCUUGUUUGCUUGCUUCAGAAAAUAUGUUUUAAUUCAAUUUAAUUGUUAUUUUUAAUUGUUCAUUCAUAAAAUAGUCUCUCUGUUUAUGUAUUUUACUCUGUUAUUGAUUAGUACUUUUCCUGUUUUGUUACUGUAAUUAAAAUCCUAGGUAUAAAUAAAAUUGUACUUUUAAAUUGUUACGUUUCUUACACAUGUGAUAUACAAAAUUAUGUUGUGGUUUCUUAUGUUAAUUUUAUUGUUAUUUGAACCCUUUUUCUAUCACUAGGUGCAGUACAGAUGGAACUUAUAGUAAGCGUAUAAUAUAUUAUUAAUAUAUUAACUCUCAUAUAUAAUAAACUAACUUGCAUGACAAUACUAACACUUCAAUUAUUUACACAUAUUCUGUAUAACAAGAUGUAGUUUGUUGUCUGUAAUUAUUACUCUCAGGUACCUUACAUUCAUUUCCAUGUAGUCAUAGACAUUACCAACAAUUAGUACAAACUAUAAGAUAGAGAUCAAGCUUCUUGCAUGUCAUUGUGAAGCUUGUAUUAGAGGUCAGCUAUGUCCUCUGGCCAUAUUAUACCCACAUAAGUUAGAUUAGAUGUUAGUUAGACAUUUGGUCGAGUUAGAAGAUUUAUUGCUUAGUGUUUCUUUUGAAAAUGAGCAAGGAUUCUCUUGGAUAGAGGGUGCAAUUUUGUGUGAUCAACUGUUAGGAAAUGUUAAAACGUUUGUAUAAGUACAACAGGAUAAGUUAAGUACCAGGCUUAAUGUUAAGCUGUCUUAUAUAUGGAGAAUAUAGGGUGUUGUUUGUUCUAGAUAAUUGAUCGUCUUUGAAAGUUAUAUUAAUAUGCGAGGUAUUCUAAAAUUUAGAUUUUUGAAAUGUGCUUUUAUUCCCACACUGUAAAACUUAGCUCAAUAUCAUAUCAGCUAAUAAUGUAAAAGGUUUAUCCAGUUAUGUUCUAUCAUAUUAUUGUUAUUGCUGUUGUCCGUAGAGUAGCCAAACUGAGCUGGUUCAUAAAGGACGAGUGUGGUCAUCAGGGUCAUGGCACAAGAGCUCUGAGGCAGGGAAAAGCAUAUCUUAUGUGAUGUUGUUAAUAUUUUUAAGAUUUUAUUUAGUUUUAAGUGAUGAUAAGAUUGAGACGAGAAGACCAGUGCUGGGAUGAGAGCUUGUAUGUGGUGAUGCAGCUCUAACAGAAGCAGAAUGUUGUUUAUGAUAGUUAGAUUAAUAUUAUAAUGUAACCCCAGUAGAGAAUCAGCUAGUAAUUGCUGUGCCAAUUUGAUCAAUAACCACACCUAUUUUUUCAUAAUUUCACAUAGUGAUUAAAAAACAGAUUUUAUUGUUUCAGA